AUGAAAUUGGAAGACUUGCAAGGUGAGGCCUUGCAGCUGAAAGAGGCACAGAAAACCCUGAUUUGGUUUGCGACUGCCCUGAAGGGCAAACGUAAGAACCUUUUGAAGAAAGUGGAAAAGGCAUCCAACAACCUACUAUCCACCUGUAACAAUGCCCUCUCGGUAGCCAAAGACACUUUGGAUCAGACGGCAACGCAAUGCAAGAAAAAGGUUGCAACUGUAAUGAAUGAGCGGAAGCUACUUAAGUUGAUUGCGCAGCAACUGCUAAGCCUGCAUCUGCUUGUCGAUAAGAGCUCGACCAGGGCCACCACCGGGGUCGGCAAUAAUAUGCAAUGCAAGCACUUGCAUCGAAGUCACAUGGUGUCUGAGCCUAUCGCAAAUGCUAAACCGUUGGAAAGAUGGGAUUAA
This is a messenger RNA of Dibothriocephalus latus, 408 nucleotides long. The record is from the annotation of a GenBank genome assembly. NCBI's taxonomy places the organism in Eukaryota, Metazoa, Platyhelminthes, Cestoda, Diphyllobothriidea, Diphyllobothriidae.